Molecule: messenger RNA, 828 nt
Organism: Cyclospora cayetanensis
Lineage: Eukaryota; Apicomplexa; Conoidasida; Eucoccidiorida; Eimeriidae
Exons: 2
Coding region: 1-828 (275 amino acids)
Biological process (GO): protein retention in ER lumen
Cellular component (GO): membrane
Molecular function (GO): ER lumen protein retrieval receptor activity
Source: RefSeq, a predicted model, not a curated record
AUGGCGCCGCCGCUGCUGCAUAAUUGGUCAUUCCUUCACGAUGUAUUAAACUAUUCCACUGCCAUUUUUUGGUUUUCGGCCUACGUGGCCAUAUUGCAAAAAGUCCAUAAGGAACGAAAUGCAUAUGGCCUAUCGUUUCAGACUCUGUUUGCUUUGGUGGUGGUUGAGGCCAGCAAUGUGUUGCUUAUCGUGUGUUUGCUCGCCUACCACAACAAGGCUGUUCACUUUGAUUUCUUGUUGGUGGAUUGCACCUCAGCAAUCGUUUCCAUAUGUGCCUUUGUGUACCUCUACCGCAACUUUCGGGGGACGUAUGAAAGGCAGCGUGAUACUUUUGGCCAGAAGUAUCUGCGUCUUUUGAGAGUGCCCUCGUGCUGCCCCUCCAGCCAUGUUUGCUUCCUGUACAUCUUGGCAUUUAUCGGCGCGUUUUCCAUGUUUCUUAUUCGCCGCUCUCCACACGCCCCAUCCGUGUCUGAUGCUGCGCGCUAUGGCCACAGCCGCUUGGCUGUCGGAAUGCUCCUGUCUUUCUGGGAGUGCUACAAUGACAGCAUCUUGGCUCUUGCCCUGCUUCCUCAACUUUUCAUGUUCUACAACAAACGGCCACGGAGAGUAACGAACCUUUUAGGGACCUUUGUUGCCAUGCUUUUUUGUGCAAGGGUGCUCGCUUUUAUUUACUGGCUAUCAUUCCCUCUCUUUCAUAGAACCCAACCAUCUGGGCGUGGCAUCCAUUUGGCAACAGAAGCAGUAAAUAUCCUGAUCCUGCUCGACUUCCUUUAUUACUACGUAAAAGCGAAGCUUGCGGGUCAAGAGGAUAUCUCUCUUCCCAUAUGA